AUGUGGAGUUAUUCUAAAUGUAUAUUUUACACGAUAUUCUUAGUGGUUACAAGGAGUCAUACGCAAGAUGAUGAUAAUUUAUAUUCAAGUCUACUCCAAAAUGAUUCAAAUGCUAUUUACGAAAGAACAGACUUCGAUGGUGAUGUUGGAGCUACAAACCCUACAAGUGUCGACGAUAAUUUUUCUAAUAGCGAUGAAAUGAAAGCUGAUUCUACAACGGAGACUUCUAGUGUUUCUACAACGUAUACAACUAGUGUUUCGCAAACAGAGUCAAUCCCAAAAGCUAAUGAAACUGACGAUACUAAAUACAAAAUAAAGGAGAUAUGUGCAUAUUUUAAAUACGUUGGACCAAUAAAUCUAAACAAAAUGGUUGAUUUGUGGCAGACGGCGUAUUAUCAAGCAUCUCAAAAAGUGCCUUGUUUUAAAAUGUUUAUCAGGAAACUCACUAUGAAGGAGAAGCAAUUUUACAAACAGAAAUAUGGUGAUUUUGAUGAUGCAGUAGAAUGGGAAGACUGUAAUUUAGAAAUUAAAUCAAGUUUGGAAAUUAAAAAGCAUUUCCUACAGGGAUGCGAAAGAGGACAUGGAGUUUUAGAAAAUAUUAUCUUGACAGAAAAAAAUAAUGAUACUUCAAAUUACAUUCUUAAACCCGAAAGUCCUGAUCAGUGGCUCGUCGUGAAAAACUUACUAUUAAUGAGGGACUGUGAUACAGGAGAUGUGAUAGUAUUCUCCAGAGCACCACAUAAACCACGCAAGGAAAUAAUUAUAGAAGCAUUAAAAUUAUUUGGUGAAAACUCAACGGAAGGAAAAUUUAUUUGUGGUGAUCAACCACCAAUAAGGAAAAAUACUAUUGAAGUAGAGGAUGCAACAGAAGAUACUAUUUAG
Messenger RNA from Parnassius mnemosyne (clouded apollo), 882 nucleotides. The record is from the annotation of a GenBank genome assembly. NCBI's taxonomy places the organism in Eukaryota, Metazoa, Arthropoda, Insecta, Lepidoptera, Papilionidae.